Messenger RNA from Chiroxiphia lanceolata (lance-tailed manakin), 3489 nucleotides. RefSeq names its product major facilitator superfamily domain containing 2B (gene MFSD2B). Gene Ontology annotation, biological process: carbohydrate transport. The transcript has 14 exons. The coding region runs from base 1 to 1611 and encodes 536 amino acids. Lineage: Eukaryota; Metazoa; Chordata; Aves; Passeriformes; Pipridae. Gene Ontology annotation, molecular function: symporter activity; sphingolipid intramembrane carrier activity. Gene Ontology annotation, cellular component: membrane. The record is from RefSeq and is a predicted model, not a curated record.
AUGGUUCAGAAAGUAGUUCAGAAGCUUUCUGGGGGUGUGUGGAAUCGGAACUUUAACCUUAACACUUCUGUAGCGUUUAACUUGUGUACCUUGCUUUUCUCAUCAUCUGUUCUGCUUCUUCUUGCACAGGAACACAGGCUCUCGAUUUGCAGCAAAUUGUGCUAUGCAAUAGGAGGUGCCCCAAAUCAAGUGGCAGGGAGUGCUGCUGCUUUCUUCCUGCAGAUCUACCUGCUGGAUAUAGCCCAUAUUACUCCAUUUCAUGCUUCUCUGGUGCUGUUCAUUGGCAAAGCCUCAGGUGCAUUUACUGAUCCUGUUGCUGGCUUUUUUAUUAGCAAAAGUAGAUGGACAAGAAUUGGCCGGCUCAUGCCUUGGAUGCUGGCAUGUACACCCUUCACAGUAGUGUCCUAUUUUUUCAUGUGGUACCUGCCUCCUUUUGUGUCAGGAAGAGCUGCAUGGUACGUGACUUUCAACUGCCUUUUCCAAGCUUUGACCACAUUAUUCCAAGUACCAUAUUCUGCCCUCACCAUGUUUCUCAGCACAGACCAGAAGGACAGAGAUUCUGCAACAGCGUAUCGAAUGACCAUGGAAGUGCUUGGGACCUUGAUUGGAGCAGCACUUCAGGGGCAGAUUGUGGCCAGUGCUCAUGUCUCUCAUCACUGCACUGUGAAUCCCCCAGUAAACACAACUGACUCCUGGCAUGACACUACCAGCAUUCCAGACCCCUCAGAUAUCCUGUCUCAUCAAGCAAAAGUUUAUAUGAUUGCAGCAGGGGUCAUAGGAGGUGUGUAUCUUCUUGGAAUUGUUGUUCUUUUUCUUGGAGUAAAGGAAAAAGAUGAUCCUUAUGCCUUAAGUUCAGACAGAGCAAUCCCUUUUUGUAAGGGGCUUGGACUCACCAUGAAGCAUGGUCCAUAUGUGAAACUUACAGCUUCAUUUCUUCUCAUCUCGACAGCAGUUCAGCUGGAGCAGAGCAACUUUGUCCUGUUCUGCACUCAAGCUUCUGGCCUUCGCAAUCACUUCCAGUAUUUGGUGGUGACCAUCUUGGUAUCAGCAGCUGUGAGUGUUCCCUUCUGGCAGAAGAUUCUGCAGCGAUUUGGCAAGAAAUGUGCAGCAUGUGGGAUUUCGUGGAUGAUUCCUUUUGCAGUCAUGCUAGUGACCAUUCCAAACUUGAUCCUGGCUUACCUCGUGGCUUUCGUCUCUGGUCUGAGCAUUGCAGCAUCUCUUCUGUUGCCAUGGUCAAUGCUGCCUGAUGUUGUUGAUAACUUUCGCCUGCAGAAUCCUCAUGGAAAAGGACAAGAAACCAUUUUCUAUUCUUCUUAUGUUUUCUUUACCAAGAUGUCAGCAGGAAUUGGCUUAGGAAUUUCUGCAGCAGGACUAGAGUUUACUGGAUACAAACCAGGGAUAUGCAGACAGUCAGAUGAUGUGAUCCUCACCCUGAAAAUCCUCAUUGGAGCGGUCCCUGGUAUCCUCGUCUUUAUGGGUUUAUUUAUACUCUUUUUCUACCCAAUCACUGAACAAAGUCGGAAAGAAACAAAGCUUGCACUUGAAGAGUUAAGGAGGAGCCAUCAAAGCACGGAGAACUUGGAUGACCACAAAAAGGACACCUCAGUCUGAAAGCUCUGAACACAGUGACUUUCCAAAUACGGACUCACAUCCUACCAACAAACCCCAUGAGAGUUUUCUAGGUCAUUUCUCUGCUUACAUUUUAUCAAAAAGGAUAAAGAAUGAUUCUGACAUAAUAACAAAAUCAAGAGAGGACACCACUGUGCAAAUAUACACCUAACUCUGUGCGCUGUGCUAAAAAGGACAUUACACAUGGUCAGGAAAGCAAGCUAUUGAAGGCUUGAGGGUUUUUUGUUUGUUUUUCAGUGAUUAAUGGAAAGCUGUGAUCUCGUUGCACAGGAGAUUCUAUGGAUUUGUAGGUCAAGAGGAAAAAAAAUGUAAAUGUGACCAUAGAGUUAUAAAAUGUCCUGAAUUGAAAAGGACUCACAAGGGCCAUUGAGUCCAAUUCCUGAUGCACCACCCAAAUAUUAACUCACAAUAUAUUUCACCCUUGGAGGCUGGGGUGGAUUUUGAGCACAAUCUCUACCUGCAACUUGCACACUAAUGUGUUUGGGAAGCACUUGGGAAUACUGAAGUAUAUUAUAAAAAGUUAGGAUUUAUUUUGUUUUGAAAUUAAGCAAAUCACUGAUGCAGACAUGUUUUGAGGAUUUUCUCACAAAGAGUUUUUUCUGAAAGAGACUUUGAGGUAAUUUAACUUCAUAGCUUUUAUAUAAAACAGAACCUUACAAGUCGUGUUACUGAUGUUUCUUGCUUCUGAAACCUGUAAACUGAUUUCUCUCAGAGAAUGAGAACAUUUUCAAAAUCAACAUCUGCAUUCAGGAUUUGCAAAAUCAGAAGUCCGUUCCCAAAAUUAUCAUUCCAAAAAAUAUCAUUCAAAUGUGUGCAAAUUUUGGCCUUUAAAUAAUCAUGGUGUAGGCUCCCUGCCUCACCAAACAUGAUGGCAUAGCUGUUAAUCUCAACUUGCACUUGUUUUAUAAUAAUGAGGCUACACCUGCCUUUUAAGUGGUGGUUUUUUUCAGUCAGGGAUGUUAUCAUGCUUUAGAUACAUUAACUGAAACCUCAUUUCUACUGUAGAUUCACACUGCUGAACACAUUUUGUAGAUGAAGACACACCUAACCUCAGGCACCUUCUGGAGCACUUAAGUUGAGAUCUGUUCUUUCUGGGCUUCUGUAGUCAGUACAGAGACCUCGAGAGACUGGCUCCAAGCUUAAGCUAAAAUGGCUGAACUCUGAAGAUGUAUCUAAAUCUGGAAGGGACAAUGAGGAAUUUAAGAGUUAAAGGCUUGUACACCUCAAAGAAAUUAGCACAAGACAAGACAAGACAUGAAUUUCAGCUCACUACCUUCACUGUAUGACUCUGUGAGAGGGUGCCUUUGUGUUGUACCAGAAGUGCCUUUGGAGGACUGGCUUGCCACUGUUUGGGAGGACUUGGAGGCUGUGGCCACAAGUACUUCACUCAGGGCUGUCUGGGAGGUGACUCACAGUGCUGAGACUGGAAACUGGGAAAGCUUUUACUGAAGGACACUGCAGUAAAAUCAGUGCAGCUCCGAGUAUCUCCUUAAGUUUAGUACUGAAACUUUGUCAGGCAAGUUUGAAGUCUCAGCCAUAUGAACUGUCCUAAUUCAGCAAAAUGCUUGAUCAUGAGUGAGGUUCUAAGGAUAUAUUUUGAGUGUGUGUGGGUAAGAGUUAACUACAUUUAAGAUUUCUGUUGAAUUGACAUCUAAGGCUCUUUGUUCUUGUUUCGUUUUUUUGACAAAUCAAGAUUUGUAUGCCUGGGGCAUAUAUGUUUAAAGCAAUAAAAACCAUAAGCCUGUUUACAAUUUUGAGUCUGAUGGAAUUUGAAAUAGCAGAUUUACUGCACUUUGAAGUAAGUUAUGUAGGUAAGUUAUGAAGCAAUAUCACAUAGCUCCAAAACAUCACAGAAAACAG